AAAACUAUUGAUAAACUAAAGGAACAAAAAGAAACUGAGAGUGAGAUUAACACGCCAGAAGAUGAAGACGUUGCCGCUGAAGAGUAUCAACAUGUAAAGGAACCGAAAAAAAGUGAUAAAACUACUUUAGAUAAUGCUACUGAGGAACAAUCAAAAAAUCUGCAGCAUCAACAAGAUAAAGAAGAUGAAAAUGAACCAGAGUGUGAAAAUAAUGAUGAACUUAUGGAAGAAGAUGAAAAUGAAAAUUUAAACAAUGAAGAGGACAUACACGAUAUGGAAGCCGAAAAGUUUGAUCAUAAAUCAGAAAAGCCCUCAAAAACAGAGAAGGUUAAGGAAAGAAUUGAAACGGAUGAACAAAUGGAAAUUGAAGGUGAAGUUGUAGAGACAAUGAAUGUGCCACGUGGUACUGAUACUACAGCCCAUUGCAUUAGCGAAAUACUUUUAGACAACUCUGCGCAGGCGCAAGAGUUAACUCCAGCAGAGACAUUGGAAUUUAGAAAAAUGUAUCAACAACAAAUAGUAGGCAAUCAGUCGGCAAUACCACAACAUGAAGAUUACGAAACAUGGCAAACAAUAUCAAAUCGAAUGUCACAAAAUGCCAGAGAUUUAUGUGAGCAACUACGUCUUAUUUUAGAACCAACCAAAUGCACACGACUCAAGGGCGAUUAUCGUACCGGACGACGAAUUAAUAUGAAAAAAAUUAUUCCGUACAUUGCUUCACAAUUUCGUAAAGACAAAAUCUGGCUAAGACGCACUAAACCAGCGCAACGUGAUUACAAAAUUACUAUUGCUAUUGAUGACUCAAAAUCAAUGCAUCACAACAACUCUAAAACAUUAACACUCGAAGCUAUUUCCUUGGUUUCUCAAGCGUUGACAUUACUAGAAAGCGGUCGUCUUAGUAUUGUCUCCUUUGGUGAAACACCACAAAUUAUAUUGAAUCACACUGAACAGUUCGAUGGUCCCAAACUUGUGAAUUCUCUGUGCUUUGCACAGAAUGAAACAAAAAUCGCAGAUUUGCUUGAUUUCAUAAGAACAAUAAAUACUGAAGAAAGUAACGUAGGGUCAGAUAAUGGUCUAUUUGAAAAUCUAUUAUUAAUACUUAGUGAUGGUCAUAAUAUAUUCAGAGAAGGCAAGAUAAAGGUUAAAAAUGCAGUAAAACUGGCGCGAUUACAAAGGAUUUUUUUAGUCUACAUAAUAAUAGAUAAUCCUGAAAACAAGCAUUCUAUAUUGGAUGUCCAAGCUAUGGAAAUGCUGCCGGAUAAAAGUGUCAAUAUUAAAUCGUAUAUGGACGAUUUUCCUUUUCCAUAUUACGUUAUAGUGCGAGAUUUAAAUCAGCUUCCAACCGUGCUAAGUGAGGCUAUGAGACAGUGGUUUGAAUUAGUAAAUAGUGAACAAUAAUUUUUUAGUUAUAAACUUUGAUUUUUUUAUUUGUAAAUAUGAAAUCUUUAUAAGAUAUUUUAAUCAUAUUAAAAUCGAUUACUUUAAUGUACAUUUAAG
Messenger RNA from Teleopsis dalmanni, 1497 nucleotides. RefSeq names its product midasin-like. The record is from RefSeq and is a predicted model, not a curated record. The annotation marks the transcript as partial. The transcript is spliced from 5 exons. Gene Ontology annotation, biological process: rRNA processing; ribosomal large subunit assembly. NCBI's taxonomy places the organism in Eukaryota, Metazoa, Arthropoda, Insecta, Diptera, Diopsidae. Gene Ontology annotation, cellular component: preribosome, large subunit precursor.